Messenger RNA from Acaromyces ingoldii, 1260 nucleotides. RefSeq lists its product as hypothetical. NCBI's taxonomy places the organism in Eukaryota, Fungi, Basidiomycota, Exobasidiomycetes, Exobasidiales, Cryptobasidiaceae. The record is from RefSeq and is a predicted model, not a curated record. The coding region runs from base 405 to 1118 and encodes 237 amino acids. The transcript is spliced from 3 exons.
CUCCAAGACCUUGAGCUUGUUUUGUCUGGCGCCUCUGAGCAAAGGCACGACGCACCCAGCACAGACGAGCACAUCUCAAUGUGGGUUCUCUCGAGUGGCAAGAGCGACAAAAUCGUUUCAUUCCCGAUAAAAUCGACACUGGGUAGGGCAAUUCUGUCCCCUAUGAACUUGUCGAUGGGGCUUUUGCGAUGCAAAGAGAACACAGAGCCAAGUAAGAGCCAAGCGAAAGACAAGGGAAAGCCGGGGAAGGGCGUUCGGGGCAUUUUGGCGGCAUUCUCGCCGUUUUUCACCGAUGUGCUUGUAUAAAAAAGGGGAGGGGUACCCCCUCGCCAGGUCUCCAAACAAAGCAAGUACUACUAUCGACAACCAACAACCUACCAUUCGCACUGAAGACAGAAAACAGCAUGAAGCUCUCCAACCGUCUCAUGACUAAGGCCGCUCUCGCCUGCGCCGUCUGGCACCUACUCUUCAUUAUGGCCCUCGGUGCCGGUCGCCCAUCCAAAAAGCCGGUAUCGUUCCCGUCAUCGGGAAGGCCGCAUUCAGUAGAGCGUCCAGCCGCGCAGCCAGUGCCGCUUCCGCUGCCGCCGCCCUCUUUUGGCAAAGGACCGCAACCCUCGCAUGAGCUGCACAGUACGCCCCGUCCGCCGCCGCAGGCAUCCAUAUCUGGCAGACGCCCGGAACUCUCGCAGGAGCUGCAUCGAUUGCCCCGGCCGCCGCCGCCGCCGCCGCCAACGACCGUAUCUGUCAAACGACCACAGUCCUCGCCCGAGCCGCAUCGAUUGCCUCGGCCGCCGUCACCGCCUCCGUCGCCGCCGCCGUCGCGCCCACAUGGUAAAGGGCAACACCCAUCGCAUCGGUUGCCACUGCCGCCGCAGCAGUCGCGUCCACCAGGUGUACACAAUGAGCCUGUGCGUGUAGUGCAUUUGACUCCACCCGAGAAGCCCAGCUAUCAACAACCACUAUCGGCGGAAGACUUUCGUAAAAAGCAAUUUCUGUCGAAGUAUACGGAGGGUGUGCAAGGCAAGCUGAAAGCGGAGGGGAAGCAAGUGAAGGAGGGGACGUCGACGCCUAAGGUGCGCAAGAGGAAUUCGGACGAAUCAGGCGUUCCAUCGGGCUGAGUGGAAAAGUUUCAGCUGGACACAAAUGCAAAGCUGACAAGCUUGGGCAAGGAGAGAAGCCGAAAGGCAGAGCAGUGAGGAAUGGGUCCGGUGCAUUUUAGUUGGCGGCCCAUGGCGGUCAUCUGCUUGUGUCGCGCUCGCC